This is a messenger RNA of Dioscorea cayenensis subsp. rotundata (Guinea yam), 1219 nucleotides long. Its product is annotated as probable 2-oxoglutarate-dependent dioxygenase At5g05600. The record is from RefSeq and is a predicted model, not a curated record. NCBI's taxonomy places the organism in Eukaryota, Viridiplantae, Streptophyta, Magnoliopsida, Dioscoreales, Dioscoreaceae. Gene Ontology annotation, molecular function: dioxygenase activity. The transcript has 3 exons. The coding region runs from base 44 to 1093 and encodes 349 amino acids.
ACUCCUCAUCAAAUUUCACCCACUCGAAAAGGAUACUUCAAUCAUGGGUCUCCAGGUCGAUCCAGCAUUCAUCCAAGCGGCGGAGCACCGCCCGAAGCCCACCAUCUCCGACGCCGGCAGCAUCCCUCUCAUCGACCUCUCCCCUCUCCUCCAUCAUCAGAUCCCAUCCGAUCCAUCCGAUCCCGCCAUCGCCGAUGAGGUCUCCAAUCUCAUCGCCCAGAUCGGUGAGGCUUGCCGCGAUUGGGGGUUUUUCCAGGUCGUGAAUCAUGGAGUGGAGGUGGAGUUGCUGGAGAGGAUUCAGGCAGCGGCGAGCGAGUUCUUUGCUUUGCCGGCGGAGGAGAAGAGGAGGGUUCAGAGAGGGGUUCUGAAUCCUUUGGGGUAUUACGAUACGGAGCACACGAAGAAUGUUAGGGAUUGGAAGGAGGUUUUUGAUUUCAUUGUCAUUGAAUCCGAGACUGAUUCACUCCUGUUGAAGAAUCAGUGGCCGGAGUACCCGCCGGAGAUGAGGGAGGCUUGUGAAGAGUAUGUUGAAGGUGUGGAGAAGUUGGCUUACAAGUUAUUAGAACUUAUUGCAAUGAGCUUGAAUUUACCAGCAAAGAUUUUAAAUAGCUUCUUUGAGGGCUCAACUAGUUUUUCUAGGUUGAACCACUAUAACCCUUGCCCCUCGCCAGACCUUGUGCUUGGCGUUGGCCGUCAUAAAGAUGGUGGAGCUCUGACCGUCUUGUUCCAAGAUGAAGUUGGUGGCCUUGAUGUUAAGAGAAAAACUGAUGGAGAGUGGGUUCGGGUUAAACCAAUUCACAAUUCUUUUAUUGUCAACGUUGGAGAUAUUAUUCAGGUAUGGAGCAAUGACAAGUAUGAAAGUGUGGAACAUAGAGUGUCAGUGAACUCAGAGAAGGACAGGUUGUCCAUCCCAUUUUUCUUCAACCCUGCAGCCUGUACAAAUGUGAAGCCAUUGGAGGAGCUGGUGAGUGAGGAUAACCCACCAAAGUAUCAGGAGUAUAACUGGGGGGAUUUCUUCAAAUCUCGCAGAGACUCUAAUUUUCAAAAGUCAGAAAAGGAGAACCUUCAGAUUUAUCAUUUCAAGAGGGUUUAGUAUUUCAAAUCUGUUUGCUUUGAACCUUGCUCAGGAAAGCAAUGUGUAAUGUUGUGAUGUAAAUAAUUUGUACUUUAUUAUGUAUCAAAUGGUUUGGUUAUCAGUUUGAACUAUCAUGAUUUCAGA